This is a messenger RNA of Bursaphelenchus xylophilus (pine wood nematode), 2312 nucleotides long. The record is from the annotation of a GenBank genome assembly. NCBI's taxonomy places the organism in Eukaryota, Metazoa, Nematoda, Chromadorea, Rhabditida, Aphelenchoididae.
AUGAAGAGUGUGAAGGAAUUGAUGGAAGAGGAGGUAAGCAAGGCUUUAUGUUUGUUUGUUUUCGGUUUUUAGAGCAAUUCCAAGGUGAUAUUGAACUUGAGGUUGGAGGCGCUAGAUGUGCGAAUAUUGUUGUUUUGGCGGUUUCACAACAUAGUAAACACCUUUCGUAAGGGUUUUGCUGCCUUUUGGAAGUGGAAAUACGGCUUACUAUCUUAUUUUUGAGCGAUUUUCUUGGGGAAGUCGAUCUAGUGUAACAUAAAAACACAUAAAUUUUGUCAAGUAUUUGAUAGAGAUCGUAUAGGAAGUUGCGACAUACCUUCAGGAAGACAUUCUACCGCUUUUUAAGUAGGUUUCGACUGGCUAAAUUACAAAUUCCUUCAUCUCUAUCUAUCGCAUGGAUAACAUACCUAAGAUCUGAAAACCCUUUUUUUCAGCAGCGUGAUGAGCAAGAAUGGCAUAAGAAACAUGAAGAAGAGCAUCGGAAACAUCAAGGCCACGAUGUCAUGCACGCCGAGAUCUUCAUUGUCUUCAUUGUUGUAAUGAUCAUCUCUCAAGUUUUGUUGGUGAUCUGGAAACGAAAGCAUUUCCGAAGUUAUCAAGUGUGCACCUUGAUUGGAUUAUGGCUGAUCCCGCCGAUUGUCUCGAUCUCCAAGGAAUUCUACCGGUUUCUGUUCACUUGGGUGGCGUUUAGUGCAAUAUCUGGCUAUAUCUUCAAGAUUUCCACGGCGGAUCACAUCAGCGGCAAGACGCCAAGGUAAAAUACGUUUUUUAAAUUGAUAUUGUUCUGUUUUUAGGAAAGAAAUAUGAAGAAAACUGGAGUUUGGGAAAUUUUUGUACCUAAAAUAAUAUAAAGAUAUGCCAUGUGCUGUAGAAGAACAAAUAGACAUUAAAAAUGCUACUAAGAGCUUUUUUACAGAUUUGUGUACAAUUUCUUAAUGGCUCUUCACGUCCUUUCGUACGUCCUCGGCAUUGUUGGAUACAUGAUCAUACUUGGUGCAUUGUUCGGAAUCAAUUUUAUGUUUGGUGUGAAAACCUCAACAUUUAUGGAUCUGGGAUUGUUGCUAAUGUUCUACGGGAUUUACUAUGGAGUUCUCGGCCGGGACUUUGCUCAUAUCUGCACGGAUCGGCUGGCUUGCAAAAUUGGGGUAAGUGUCAUGGAUAAUAUCGAAAAAAAUCGGGAUAAAUUAUGCUUUUAUUGAUUGAAAUGAUAAGGGAAAGGCGUUAGUAGCUCUGAGGAUGAGAUUUGAAAAGAUUUAUGCAGUGAGGAUUACUGUAACUUUCAGGUUUUAUGGGGUUUCUCUGAGUGGAUGACUUUAGAUAAUGUGGUAAAAAAGUAAUGAAGUUUUGCUAUUUUUUUGGAGGUUUAUUAUCUUAUCAGCUUCCAAAUAUCAAAUGGGGUCGAUAGGAGGGAAUAUUAGACUUUGGAUAACUGUAAAAUUGUUUUUGGAAGGUUUUUUCUUCCACUAGGUCUCAUGGAUAAUAUAGUCAAGAUAUGAUAAAAAAUCUGUAUUUUUUUGAAGGCUUGGAAUAUAACUAGUGUCUACAAGGCUUUGGGAUGGAAUUUGAGGGGUUUUUAUUUAUGUUUGGUUACUGUAAACUUGAGUUUUUAGUGAUUUUUUCUUCCACUAGGUCUCAUGGAUAAUAUAGUCAAGAUAUGAUAAAUAAUCUAUAUUUUUUGAAUGUUAGGUGUGUAACUAGUAUCUGUAAGGCUUAGGGAUUUAAUUCGAGGGGUUUUUAUGUAAGUUGGGUUACUGUAAAAUUAAAUUUUUUGUGAUUUUUACCGGACUUGGUAUCAUGUGUAAUAUAAUCAAAAUUAAAGAAAAAAAUAGCUGUUUUUGAAGUCCUAUUUUUGCCAGAUUGAUAUAGGAGCUCAUGAAGAAUUUAAUUUAUUCUUUUCAAUCUACUCUUGUAAAUCUAUCUCACUGUAACAUCCUCAAUUUCAGUACUUUACCAACGAAGGCCUCCCGAAAAAGACCCUCGAGCCGAAUGUGUGCGCAGUUUGCGGAGAUGUUGUCCGACCGGCGCCAAAAGAAAUGGAAGUCGCCGACGAGCUGGACGAACCCACCUACACCCUCAGUUGUGGCCACCGCUUCCACGAACGUUGCAUUCGCGGCUGGGUGGUGAUCGGCAAACAACAGACCUGCCCCUACUGCAAGGAAAAGGUCGAUCUCCAGCGAAUGUUCAAAAACCCAUGGGAAAAACCUCACCUAUUCUACGGGAAACUCCUCGAUUGGUGCCGCUACCUAGUCGCAUGGCAGCCACUCAUCUUGUUCGUCGUGAAAAUCUUGAAUAAUUACUUUGGACUAGAGUGA